This is a messenger RNA of Phasianus colchicus (ring-necked pheasant), 6096 nucleotides long. The record is from RefSeq and is a predicted model, not a curated record. NCBI's taxonomy places the organism in Eukaryota, Metazoa, Chordata, Aves, Galliformes, Phasianidae.
AACCUUACUUGGAGGGAAUGUGGAGAAGUGAACACUGGAGGCGGGGGCUGCAGGGAGGGCUCCCCACGGCCGCCCGCCCUGGCACACACGUAACCCAAAACUGUGCUGCUCCGCGACAGCCGGCGGCACACGGAGGCAGAGACAACAGCUGGCUGUCAGUGCUGAGCGAGCAGAGCCAGCGCCGAGCCGGGAUGAGGGGAGGGAUGACGUGAAAGUUUCAGAAGGCAGAAGGAAAACAAGAGGAGGAGAGCUCGUGGCACGGCUGGGAGCCAAGAGCAGAAAACACAAAUCACCUCUGCCCACACUGCCAUCUCUUGGAAUGGAAGCAAAACUGGAAACUUGCUGACAGAAUCUCUCAGUGUUGCGUGAAGGGAAAAGGAACCACUUCUGGAGCAGCUCACUUGGGCACAAAGGCUGGAGAGGGUUGAGCCAGAAUGUCUUCUGAAGUCUUUCUGAAAGAAAUGCAAACCAUUGGUGAGAAACUUCUCCUUAAGCUCCAGAAACUGCCCAAGGCUGACCCUGUGGAGAUCGUGUCCUUCUGUGUGGUGCUCCUGUUUAUUGUUACUGUUCUCGUGCUGAUGAUCAUUGCUUGCAGUUGCUGCUGUUAUAGCUGCUGUAGCUGCAAUGAGGGUCCUGACCACAGACGUAGGAAGGCCCAAGUCCUCCCGACUGCCCAUCCAUGAAGUGCAUCAAGAAAUGACAUAACCCAUUAUCAAGGACAUGCAUGGACAUCAUGAUUCAGUCCCAUGGGAAUGACUCUCUGCACUAAUGCACUGGAAAUGGCAAUAACAAUAUUAAUGAUUAUGACUCAGAGGACCAGAAAUCACAGCAUGAAAUUCAUUCUUUCUGUGACAGCUACUGCUGGGCUCCAUGGUAUGAGCAGAAAGGUAACACAACUUUACCAUAACUGUCUCCAUGUUUGGGGUGGGCUGGGAGUGCAUAGAAACCAGCUUUUGAUAAAACAGACACACUUACUCAAUAACAGUCCCGCAGUUAGGCUAGCCAAGGGUUCCAUUUGUGAGCAUCAAGCCACACACCAAAGCAGAGAAUGUGCAAAUUGCCACGUGGAUAGGGGGCACCUACUCUCUUCACAAGUGGCUAAUCCAGAAGGAUGAUACUGGGUGCUAGCAAAACCACUGACAUCGCUGGGAUGUUGACAUGCUCAGUAUAUCUUGGAUCAAGCCCAAACCUGCUCUCUCAAAUGCCAUGUGCAAUAGACACCUUUAGCUGAGAUGACUGCUGAAAACAGAUUGUCAACCUGAUGUAAAUAUGCCACCUGAGACUCUGUGUACAGCUCCCUGACUACAAAUACUCAAUGCCUUCUUUUGUGUCACAAUGAUGUGAAACUGUCAAAAAGAAAAAAAACAGAUUACAUGCAACUCUCUUUGUAAAGAGAGAGAUGAAGGCAUUCAAGAAAAAUUCACUGAUGUUACAGUUUAAUUUGAUAAACAUGCUUAUUCCCAUCUUCCAUGUGGUAGUUAGAUCUUUCAUGAAUUCUGCUCCUCUGCAUAUUGCAGGUGAGUGGUCCCUAGAGCAUGGGAAUUACAGGAGACAAACAAACCCUCAUCCUUACUUGAGGGACCUUUGUGCCUGACUCUGUGCACCAUGUGCAGCUUAUUUCAGUGGACAUAAACGAUAUGCCAAAGGUAUGUUUAUUAGCAUACACAAAGGCAUUUCAAAGGAGUGACACGCAGUAUGGUAAUUGUCACUUCAGGGUAUACAUGCAGCAGCUGACAGCUGGCACUGUGACAAAGCACAGCCAAGAAUGGCCUGUACAGCUGAAGUUACCAAGUGAAAAUAAAUCCCUGUUCCAUGUUGCAACCACUGUAUAUGUUUGGUUUACACUGCGGUGAACUUUAAGGAAUUUCUCUAAGUACAAAGCUAUGGUGCAGACAAGGACUUUCAUAACUGGGACAGCCAAAUGGAAGAUCAUCAUAUUGCAUCCAACUCUGCAAGCCACUGGGCUUUCUUUCAGCCCAGAGUGUGAGAAAAGUCACUUUACAAGAAGGUAUAAAAAGAUGAGUACUCAUAGAUAAGUCAUCUUCUACCCCUUGUAUUCCACAUUCUAAGUGCAGAGGAGUCAAGGGGAUGACACAUAUGUAUACUACAACCAAGUCCAUCAAGAGAGAAAAGAAUCAAGUUUUUAACAGUGGGAUUUUAAGUGUUUUCAUGCUUCAGAAGUGACAACAAAAAAGAAAGUUUGUAAAGAGAUCUCUUCUCUCUGAUGUCUGUGUCCAAAUUACUAGAAUGCACAUUACAUCUGCAGCUUCUCAUGUACUUAAUGCACUUUAAAAAAAAAAAUAAACUAGAUGUAGGUAUUUUGCAUUUUUUCCACUUGCAUAUUGGAAUAAAUCCACCCCCACCAACACAGAGAAUAGUCUAAAAUUUAUGACAAAGUUCCUCAAACUACCAAUGUUACUUGAAAAUUAAUUAAAAACAAAACAAAAACAGCAUUUAAAAUUAACCAAAGCCAUCAACCAUCCAGGAUAAAAUGGGGACACUCCCUAGAAAUUAAACCUCUGAGCCCCAAUUUGAUCACUGCAAUAAAAUGAGGACUGUACCAGUAUAAGCUGCUACAUGCAUAACCACAUUAAGGCCAACAAAUUGCUGGCCUUUAUUAUGCUAUCCCAAAGCUUCCACUUACAACAAAUAUGCUAGGGUAGGGUAAGCUCAAGCACGGCAUCAAUUUUCUGCAAUCAACGUGCCAAGGUGCAUCUCAUUAACCUCUCUGUCAGAUGUUUUUGCUCAUUUUAUUUACAAACAAGUGACAACCAAGGUGACACAGAAGUCUCAGAACCUCUCUUCUGCAGGAGACAGGCUCAACAGACAUUUCAGUUUCUAAGUUAAAUCAUGAGACCUGUGAAAGAACAGAGCUUACUUUCUUUCCUAGCCUGUGCUAGACAGUGCCAGCUACAGCAGUUAACAGAAUCCCAUUGAGAAAUGUUUCAGCAGCAUGGAACCAGGCUGUACUAACAGUUAGGAGGAAGCUCAGCAGGCUGGAAACACACCAACAGCUCUGACAGGUGGCUGUCAAUGGGAACGAGCUGCCAGGCGUUAUUGCAAAAGGAAAACCACAGAUACAUUUCCCAGUUGUGUUACAACCUAAACCACUGACAGAUACAAGGCAGGGGAUAGGGGAAACGGCUCCUUUCUUAUUUCUCCCACUGUAAGUUCAUGAAUUAGAAGCAGAGAAUAGCCACAGUGCUGUUAGGGAGGGGGAAAAAAAAAAGAAAGAGAAAGAUAAAAGGAAAGAAAAUUAAGCAACUUUGUAGAGACUGCAUCUGGCUUCUGGAGAAGCCACCAAGGAGAAAAGGGGCUGUGGACCAACUUCUGCACACUUGCCUGUACCUGAUGUUUUUUUGUUGUUUUGUUUCAUCCUUUAUUCACAUAAAGGGAUCUGGAAUGCUCUGAGCCCUAGUGAGCAUGGAUCCUCUGUUUCAAAAGGCACAGAGGAAGGCAGACUACUGAAAAACUGUUUCAAACACAGCAGUUUGAGUUUGCCUGGAAGAAACUGCAAGGGGAAACAGCUACUUCAGUCCUGAUGAUAGAAGUGUUGAAAUAGCACCUUCCCCUGAGAAACACAAAGCAGAUCACAGCCUCUUCAGGAGAAGCAGCUGAAGCUUCACUGACCACUUAACGGAAAGGCUUAUAUUCUGUAAUGUCACCUGUUAGACUUCAAAGAGACUUACUUGGCUUGUGAAAAACAAAUUUACUCAUAUCCUCUUUCUCCUCUCUCACUUCUCUUCAGCACUUUCCCUUUUUUAUUCCUCAGUUAAGAAAGCAAUAGGGAAAGUCUAUAUUGCAGCUAACAGCAGUACAAGGUUCUAAUGACUUCAACCACCUAAUCUGUCAUGAUGAUGUUUGGCCUAGAGGAUAGAGUUGUUUCAGAGUUCACUUUACACACAGCAGCCUCCUAACAGAACCUGUAAUACAGAUACACUCAAGAUCCAAAAAAUAACUUUGUCUUCUCCCCACUGGAAUCUUCCUAAGAUAGAGAACACAAAAGACCUCUAAAAACACUCAAAUAGGUGUAUGAGUGAAUAAAGGCGUGGAGAGGAAGAAAUUAAUGACAUGUGAACUGAGUCCUUCUAGCUCAGUUCAAGGCCUUUGACUAGAUUAGCCACACCUUUGCAGGAUAGCCAGCUGUUAAACAUUUACUGCAGUACAAAUAGGUAAUUUCCAUGCUAAUUCUACAGCUGUCCAGGUGUAGCAAAAGGAUCUUUUCAAGCAGGUGAAGAAGAGGCACCAGAAGAACUAACUGCUGCAAACUCAACAGCUUCAGCAGGGUGGAAGGCACCAUGUCACCAGUACAAGAGAAAUCCUCAGCUCUGGAAGACCUAAGGAGUCGGAUUGAAACAAGUGACUGGGCUAUUGCAGGGCUAGUGGUGAUUGGCAUCUUCUGCCUUGUUAUUGUUGCUUUCUUCUUAAUUGCAGCCAUCUUUGGCUGCUGCUCAUCGCCAAGACACAAACGGACUAGGGCAUGAACAGUGAAACUGAGGUGCAGUACUUGGAGCUCUGUAUUUAAGCAAGAAUCAGCCCAGCUGCAAUAUGUUGUUCUCAUCUGUCCUCAGGUGGUUAUUUCUCCCCAUCAGCUUUCCCACAUUGAGAGCAAUGUACCUAUGCCAGCAGGUUGUUCUGCAAGUCCAGAGCAAACUCCAGAGAAGGCAAUCUGUAUUCAGGAAGUGAAUGAGGACUCUGGCAUUUUGUUAAUUACGUCUCUGCCUCAUUUUCAUUUUUCAAGCAAAACCACAGGAUAGACUUGCCAGCAACUACCUGAAAACAACGAAGACCUCUUCCACUACUGCAAUUACUUGUUUGUUCUUUCUAUUCUGCAAAUGGGCAUUAGGAAACUGACCAGCAGAAGCUUUGUCUGAAUCAAUUCUCUAAAAGCAGCUUAAACAGUUUUUCUCUUAUCAUACUCAAACAAUAGCCUAAAUACACCAUGCAAAAACUUGCCUGCCAGAAUACAAAUGUCUGUACGUGUUCUUAUUUAAAAUCUUGCACAGUCAGAAUUUCAGCUUUACUUUUGCUGUUUGGAUAAUGAACAGAAUUGUACUAAUUCAAAAUGUAAAGAAGAAAUGUGAUGUAGUAUUUCUUCAAAGAGCUUAGUUUCUUGUACAGCUGCAAGCAGAGAAGCCAGGCAAUAGUGUUGUAAUGUGUGACCUUGGAAUGCACAUGUUUUAAUCUUGGGGAGGGAGUAACAAAACAAACUUAAAAAAAAAAAAAAAAAAAGACAUGAUUUCUAAUUAGGUUAGUGGGCUUCCCUUACAUAAAUCUCUUACAUAGGUAGUGAAAUUCUGUUUCUAUUGUUAUUCACCUAAGCAAAGGAGAAUGUUUUCUCUCUAUUCUCACCAAAGCAUCAGAAAAGCACACAUCACUUGAAAAACUUGUCCUAGAUACAAGUGUGAAGAAUGAAACAAAACAUGAACUUAAAAGCAGGACACAUGCUGGUCACUUUCAGUUAGUGAACGCAUACUGCUCUUGUACUGGGAAAAUUAUAGCUUCAGUGUUUUAUCCAGUAUAGUAAUUAGUACAAUUACAGUUUACAAAGCAUGAACUAAACCUGAACAAUAUAUGUUGCGGUUGCUAGUCUGCAUUUAGAUGGGGCACAUCCAUAAUUUGGGCCUGCUUCUGAAAGGAUCUAAGCACCACCAGGUCUUUCUAAGCUUGAUGAAAAUCAAGGAGACCUCAUUCUUUGUAGAGUGGAGCUCCUGAGGUUUUAAAGCUAAGUGGUUCUAUCCUGUCCUGGAUGAGGCUGCUUAAUUAUCUUAAAAGAGAAAUGACAGCUGAAGGAGGAAAGAGUCAAAAUAAAAACAACUGGAAUUAAGUCAUCUUACCACACACAAAACAUUAAAAUUCAUAUAAUGAGAAAUCAUACUUCUCCACUAACCAACAUCUCAGUUAACCCAGAGGUGAAAAUGAAUGACAGAUGUCUGAGGGAUGCCUUCCUCAGGCUGGACAGCAAAAUACCAGUUGAAUCAGUCAGUAUUUUCCUUUUCCUGGACAUGCAUUUGCAGAAAGAUCUCUACCAUAACAGUGCCUCAAAAAAGAUAAGAUAUAGUUUCCACAAUAUUAAAUGUUGCUUGGAAGAAGUGU